This is a messenger RNA of Strongylus vulgaris, 347 nucleotides long. The record is from the annotation of a GenBank genome assembly. NCBI's taxonomy places the organism in Eukaryota, Metazoa, Nematoda, Chromadorea, Rhabditida, Strongylidae.
AUGGUUCCAUCUAAACGGAAAACUGCAUCUUCUCCAACUCCCAAACAGCGUCGUUUCGGAGACAAAAUAGCGAUCCAUCAUUGCAAUAAUGACAAGAAGUUUUCGAAAAGGAAAUCAACAAAGGAAGAACCCAAUGCUUAUGUAGAACCUACUUUUGUGUCCGAUGUCAAGAAGGUACAGCUUCCAGAAGUUAGAGUGGUGGGACGAUUGACUGCGCUGCGAUGCCAGCCGCGCCUAACAGAUGAGCGUGUCGAUGUUGAAGCUUAUGUGAAGCGGCACGAAAAACAUGAAAAAGAAGAGAAGCAAAUUUUGAGAAGGUUAACUUCUAUUAUUGAAUUUCAUUGAUA